UCUUUUCGCUGUUCGCAACGAAGAGAGAACCCGACAUAGCUGAAAAUCUCGUUUGAGAGAAUAUAAAUACAUUAUUAGAAUCGAAAAACAAAUUGACAGGAGCUUUAAUUCACACAUUUAUUGCAAGUAUAAUCGGCGCAUAUUGUAUUUUUUUUAAGAGCGUUAGUUUUCUGUUUUAAUAAGCAUUAACUUACACAGCAAGCUAAGUUAGCUAGCUAGCUAACUUUUCAUAGGUUUUGAAUCACAUGCGCGAGUAGCUGAGCUACGUUAUCAAGUAGACGUUCGUUUUUUUUUAAAUAGCUAGCUAUCUCUAAAUAUUAUCCAGUCGUCAUUUGGUUGCAGUGUAUAUUAUUUUUGAGAUUUUAGGAAUACACCACACACGUCGUUUAUGGGAUCAUCAUGUCAAUGAAGCAGGCCGGUGGUAAUCGCAAACCCGGCAGUGGUGCUGGCUCCUCUGGUGCCGGGGGAAGUGGCGGACGACAGAAUUUGGGCAGGUCUGUGAUUUAUUCAGUCGACAUUUUAACUAACAAAUAUUAUCAUUAUGAUGCCAACGUUCUGAAAUUAUCAUUCGCUAACUACGCUCUUAAUUACAGAAGUUGACAUUUCCACGAUAAGUGUCAAAACGUGUGUGGUGUUGGCCUGACUGCUAAACUAACCAUACGUCGUUGGUGGUGGGGCAAGUUUCAGGCCAGCUAGUUAGCAAAUUGGUCCAUACUAUUCGGGAUCCUUGUGAUGUCCCUACCCUAACCGUAACCCUUACUGUAACCUUUUUACAUUUCAACGGGUAAGGGACGUCUCAAGGAUCCCGGAUAGCACGGACCCUAGCAAAUUAGGCCUAAGAAUGAUGCUGGACACGGUCUCGUAGUACUGAAUGUUCGAGCAGUAAUGCGGUACUUAGCUAGCUAGCUAGUUUUCGUUUGGUAGUUCCAUCUCUGUUUAUGUUAGUGGUUAGUAUUGAGAGCAUAGCUAGCUAGCAGUGGUUUGUAUCCUGUGCCACUGGCUUUGAUGGAUUAUCCUGUCAAGAGGAUGCAUAAGCAACUAGAAAUCAAACGUGUAGCUAGCUAGAUAUACCUUCUUCACUAGAAUUAGCUAGGUUACUACUCUGUUAACGCUUUCUAUCGUUAAUUCGUGUAAUUAAUGCCAUCAUUGCAUCAGCGUCAAAUGGAUAAGUCAGUAUAGUAAAGGUGGGCAGGACAUCACCACACAGCGUUUUGCCUUUAAUUCUUGUUGCGAGAUGGAAGUUAUGACACUGACGAUUGCAAGUCAAUAUUGCCAAACUAGUUUGUUACCUUCUUGUUUUGGAGUCACAGCAACAAUGUUGCAAUCAUUUUAAAGUUGUACGUGUGUGCAAGUCUGUAAAAGAAAAGGGGGUUUGUGGUGAAGAUAUAAUUUAGAGACCGACGGCCUUUCAACCUUGACGUUUUAGUUGCUGCAUGUGUAAAAUUGUGCCCUUGAAACAUGACUUCUGUAAGUACUACCGUUAACUUGAUGGGCUGUAUUUCAGCAACAUUUCAGUCUAUUUUGAUAGCAAACUAUUUUGAAGGUAGGGACAGUACGUACUAGCGUUACAUAUGUGUUUUUUGUCUAACAACAAUAGUCAUAUUCCACACGUCGGAAUCCUGAGCCAUGCAUUAUAGACAUUAAAACCAGCCAUGCAGAUAUAAACUCUGUCAUCAUAUGGGCCAGGGGGGCAAACUGAAAUUAUUUCAGUAAUGUAUUUCCUAAUCCAGAAGUAAAUUAUUGUGUGGGGAAAGCGAAGUAUCCACUGCACAGCUAGUGAAAAUAUCUAGCCGGUCAUAUUUCUAGUGAAAUUUACCCAUAUGAUUCUUUAUCGCUACAGGGCAUGCGAGGUAAAACUCAUUAAAGAUGCUUAGUGUUUAUUUGACUGUGGAAAGACUCAUCAUACACUGCAUUUAUAUAUUUCGUUUGCUUCACAGAAUCAGCAAUGAGUAGGCGCUAUUGCUGUCAUUUUGAGGAUUAUAAUGAUAAUAUUGACUAUGAUUUUUUUUGUCUUUAAGGGGAAGGCUUAGUGUCAAAGGACCUUCAGCAGCGGUAAGUUAAUGGUUUCAUUAUUUAUCAUUGUUUGAUUUAGAUUUUUCAGUCCCAUUAUUUGAAUUAGGCUUGUGAUGUUGGCAGCUAAUUAUGUUUUGUGUCACUAUCUAGGCUAUCAUAUUUACUAUUGUUUUUUUUAUUUAUGGGAGAAAAACCCCCCAGAAUACUGGUACACAGUUGUCUGUUUGUCACAGGCUUCUUUGUCCACAAUAUUUUAACUUUUUCUUUGAUGGCGCUAUUUUGCCAUGGGCUCUCAGGUUUGAAUUGCAUUAUCAAUAUUUUGUCUUUCAGGUUGUCUGUAAUGGUGUAUAUGCAAACAUGAGGAUGGUCCAUGUCUUGACAUCAGUAGUGGUAUGUUCCCACCUCCUGUUAUUAUCCUUAGUUCCCCGAUCACUUGAUGCAUUAAGGCUUGCAACAGCAAUUUGUUUUUGAAUUGAAACUAAUUGAGAACUGAUCUCUAGACUGAGGUAGCAGAGCAAGGUACUGUGUAUGUUGGUUGUGUCCCCACUCCCCAAAGCAGGGGAAAUACUGGACAAAGCUUUUUUUGGUUAACGUCACUGGAAAGCUGAUGACGGCACACUACAAAGAGCUGUCGACUUGUUGAAGCAUAUCAAGCAAGCAACUGUGACCUGUACCUCAUGUUGUUUUCCCAAAAACCUUCACUUGCGAUAAUUAAGCCAUGUGUGAUUGACAGAUUAUGUUUUAAUUAAGAGGCAUAUGUUUUUAGGAGUGAACUCUUUGUUUAAAUGUGUUGUUCAGUCUGCCAAUGGAGAUACUUCCUAGCAGCAAGUCAAUGGUCUUAGUUGAGUGAAACAUAACCGCACAACUCGUGUGUAUGACGAUGAUGACUGAGUGAAAUAUUUUUUCCCCCUCAUUUGCAGGGAACCAAUUGUGAACUGAAAGUAAAAAGUGGAAUCGUUUAUGACGGAGUGUUUAAAACAUACAGCCCAGAGGUAAGGACAAGGAUCAUGUAAAGCAAUGUCAAAGCCACGUUUUUCCGAUUGGGUGACAAUAAGUAAAUUAAUUAUUGUGGCUAGAGCUGUGUUGUAUGACCUGGUCUUUUGUAGCUCAGUUGGUAGAGCAUGGUGCUUGUAGCUCCAGGGUAGUGGGUUCGAUUCCCAGGACCACCCAUAUGUAAAAUGUAAGCACGCAUGACUGUACGUUGCUUUUGGUAAAAGCGUCUGCUAAAUUAUUAUUAUAUUACCUGAGGCCCAGCAUAUUCAAUCUUCCUUGGUAACAUAAUAGGAGGGUUACACAAAUAAGUGUGCCUUGCAUGCAACAUACGGUUCAAGUUUAACAGCCUUGUUGUCCAUUUAUUUAAGGUAAAUGUAUUGCAUGGCUCAGUUAAUGACGCAGUGUUCAUAAUCUCACAUCGCACACAUAAAACCCAAAUAAAUAUAAAAUAGAACCAUGUAUUCCCGUCAGGGAGUAGGCUAACCUAAGCGUUUACAGCAAGAGUUGAUGGAGCUCUCUACUUCACCACUCUUUGUCCCCCCCAGUGUGACCUGGUUCUGGAUGCGGCCCACAGAAAGAGUCCUGGGUCCAGCGUAGGCCUGCGACAGGAAGACCUCGUGGAGAGCAUCAUCUUCAAGGCUUCCGACGUGGUGGUGGUGCAUUUCAGAGACGUGGACUUCAAUUUUGCCAGAAAAGGUACAGCCUACUGUUAAAUAUAGGUUAAAUAAAAAUGCAAUCAAAUACUGUCAAGACCUAUACACUCCAGAUUGUAACUGGCCCCUUAAAGACAUAGCUACACCUACUAAGUUUACUUUAGUUGGCUGGAUGCACAAGUAAAUGCUUAUUUAUUGGCCAAUACAAAGAUUGCCCAUCCCUCCUAUGUGAAUUGUUGUCAUGUCAUAGAAGCAGAGCCAAGGACUAGAUCAUGUGCUUGAAUGCUCCCUCUGUGGCCAGUCAUUGAGUAAUAAUGUGAAAUAUUGAUUGCUCCGAAUGUCUCCCAGGCACUGCAGGGGUACUCAAUAAGGCUGAGUAAAUCCAAUACAUCUAUAUUCCCUCUAAACCUGUCAGGACCCAUACGCUCCACAGUGAGCUACAAUAGACUUUCUAGGAGUUAGUAUUGUAAUCAAAUCAACUAGUGAAGUGGCACUGUGUGAAGUAGAGAUGGGUUAGAUCAGGGCUUCCCCACAGCCAAUCCUGAAGCAUCCCUGGGUGUCCAGGUUCUUGUUGUAGCCAACCCAGUUUCUAGCUGACAAAUAGGGAAGGCCAUGUGUAAAAUGCAUACAGUAUCUCCAAAAUGUCAUUGCCAUAUAUUGCACUGGGCUAAGUCUCAGCUAGUGCAUCGGCAACCCAUUUGUGUUGUAGAGGAAAGAAAUGUAGCUGUGUGGUUGGCAUGGAAACAUAAAUAUAUACACAGUGGUGCUUCAGGAAAGAGGUUGGGAACCCCAGAGUUAGGCUACCUGUCUUCUCUCAACUGACUCUCUCUUCCAUGUGUUUCUCUUCAAAUGGGUGUAGUCUCUACUGACACAGGUAAUAUGCUGUUUUCUGCUCUUGCACCUUUUUUUUUUUUGGUUGACACAUACACAUGUUGAUUUUGAUGGUAAGGGACUAAACAGUAAGACCUCAAAAGAUUUGAGGAAAUUCAGUGUAAGGGUCCUCUGUAGAGCAUGGCUCUUGCAACGGCCAGGAGAGUGGGUUCGAUUCCCAGGACCACCCAUACACAAUGUUCCCUCUAAGCUGCUCCCCGGGACUGCCGCACAGAACAAAUAUCAGCCCGCGCAGAGAAGCACAAGAUUGAACGUCACUCAACUUUCUAGAGUUUUAGUUAACACUAUCAACAUUUCCCUUUACUGUGGGAAUUGUGAUCGAAUCAAUGCAAUAUUAGCCGCUUUCAAUGCAACAUACCGAAACACAACAAACUAUGUGAGACUUGGUAUGCAAAACGAACUAUGCAAGAUAUUUUGUUGUAGGCAGAACGCAUCAGAGUAGGAUUCUAUUGCAUUGACACGCACGACUCAGCCCGUACUCUACACAGACCGUUGCGGCAUAACCAAUCGGAGCUGCAGUAGGCCUAUAUGCAAAUAGACCAUUGCUAUAUGGAUCUGUGCAAUUCACUUUGAACUGGACUGUGUUUACAGCAUGAGCGGUCAUGAGUAGAUGUGCUUGUUUUGAGAUCAAAGCGAGGGCUGCAUGUCGCCACGUGUGCACAUUUGUUCAUAUCCUUUGCUAGUUAGUGAGGUAUUACCCCAGUUAUAGAUCAUUUGUAGUCAGCAAUGGAGUGAUUGCUUCCUACAAGAGCACAAAACGUGUACAUUUCUAGACAUCUUUGAAAAGCAAGUUGGCUAAAGAGCAUUUUUUUUUGUCUUAAAGGGGCAGUGUUGUACACUGCUCAAAAAAAUAAAGGGAACACUUAAAUAACACAAUGUAACUCCAAGUCAAUCACACUUCUGUGAAAUCAAACUGUCCACUUAGGAAGCAACACUGAUUGACAAUAAAUUUCACAUGCUGUUGUGCAAAUGGAAUAGACAACAGGUGGAAAUUAUAGGCAAUUAGCAAGACACCCCCAAUAAAGGACUGGUUUUGCAGGUGGUGACCACAGACCACUUCUCAGUUCCUAUGCUUCCUGGCUGAUGUUUUGGUCACUUUUGAAUGCUGGCGGUGCUUUCACUCUAGUGGUAGCAUGAGACGGAGUCUACAACCCACACAAGUGGCUCAGGUAGUGCAGCUCAUCCAGGAUGGCACAUCAAUGCGAGCUGUGGCAAGAAGGUUUGCUGUGUCUGUCAGCAUAGUGUCCAGAGCAUGGAGGCGCUACAAGGAGGCAGGCCAGUACAUCAGGAGACAUGAAGGAGGCCGUAGGAGGGCAACAACCCAGCAGCAGGACUGCUACCUCCGCCUUUGUGCAAUGAGGAGCAGGAGGAGCACUGCCAGAGCCCUGCAAAAUGACCUCCAGCAGGCCACAAAUGUGCAUGUGUCUGCUCAAACGGUCAGAAACAGACUCCAUGAGGGUGGUAUGAGGGCCCGACAUCCACAGGAGGGGGUUGUGGUUACAGCCCAACACCGUGCAGGACGUUUGGCAUUUGCCAGAGAACACCAAGAUUGGCAAAUUCACCACUGGCGCCCUGUGCUCUUCACAGAUGAAAGCAGGUUCACACUGAGCACAUGUGACAGAACGUUCUGCUGCCUGCAACAUCUCCAGCAUGACUGGUUUGGCGGUGGGUCAGUCAUGGUGUGGGGUGGCAUUUCUUUGGGGAGCCGCACAGCCCUCAUGUGCUCGCCAGAGGUAGCCUGACUGCCAUUAGGUACCGAGAUGAGAUCCUCAGACCCCUUGUGAGACCAUAUGCUGGUGCGGUUGGCCCUGGGUUCCUCUUAAUGCAAGACAAUGCUAGACCUCAUGUGGCUGGAGUAUGUCAGCAGUUCCUGCAAGAGGAAGGCAUUGAUGCUAUGGACUGGCCCGCCCGUUCCCCAGACCUGAAUCCAAUUGAGCACAUCUGGGACAUCAUGUCUCGCUCCAUCCACCAACGCCACGUUGCACCACAGACUGUCCAGGAGUUGGCGGAUGCUUUAGUCCAGGUCUGGGAGGAGAUCCCUCAGGAGACCAUCCACCACCUCAUCAGGAGCAUGCCCAGGCGUUGUAGGGAGGUCAUACAGGCACGUGGAGGCCACACACACUACUGAGCCUCAUUUUGACUUGUUUUAAGGACAUUACAUCAAAGUUGGAUCAGCCUGUAGUGUGGUUUUCCACUUUAAAUUUGAGGGUGACUCCAAAUCCAGACCUCCAUGGGUUGAUACAUUUGAUUUCCAUUGAUAAUUUUUGUGUGAUUUUGUUGUCCGCACAUUCAACUAUGGAAAGAAAAAAGUAUUUAAUAAGAUUAUUUCAUUCAUUCAGAUCUAGGAUGUGUUAUUUUAGUGUUCCCUUUAUUUUUUUGAGCAGUGUAUUUUGAGACGUCUUGAAUAAGCUAAGUAGCCAACAGGCAGAGGGCAGCAUCAUUUGUCUGAUUCUCUAUAAUAAUGGUAUGGGAACAAUAAUGCAUUUUAUUUUGUAAAGUGGUUUCUUGCAUCAAACAACACAUUUUCAGUCAACUUGUCUGAAGGACAAGUGGAUAAGCAGGUUAAUGUCAAGCUCUGCAUGUUUUUUUCAAAAGUCUCAUGGAAUGUAGGCCUACAUUGAACACCACACAUUGGCUGCUACUGUAGGCUGAAUGAUAGAACAGCUAUUUCCAUGUUAAAAUGUUAUGGGAUGCAUUCUCUCCACUCUGGUAGGCCUACAUUAUGAUCAAAUAGCCACAGUAGCCUACUUGAACACUGUCUGAAACUAACUCACAGUUCACAGUAAACUCGCACUGGAAGUUGCACAGAAUUUUCACAACAUUCAAGUUUGCGCUCUGCAGACCUGAAAUGUGUCAACAUUUUUUUAAACUAAGUUUCUUUGGAUAAAAGCGUCUGCUAGAUGGCAUAUAUUAUAAGGGUCAAUCCUCAUAUAGGGCUUGUUUCAACCAGACCCCUUGUCAGAAGCAUGUAUUUUAAUGGAGGACCCAUCCAAAUGUCUUGAUUCUCUAAAGAGCUUUAUUGUCUAAGAAAAGCGAGAGCGGGUGAUUUCAGAAACUAAGUGAUGUGGUUGAAUCUAUUGAAUAAAUGCAACUGAAACACAUAAGUAAUUACACAGCUCUGCAACACAAAGAUUAUGUAUUGUGCUGAAAUGACAUUCUCAUCUGAUCUCGCGUAUAAAAAGGACUUGUGCAGUCUCAAAUAUUCCUUUUUAUAAUUAAAUCAUUCUGCCUGAUCACAUUUCCAGGCAGACCAGAAGUCAUAUUUUUCAUGUUAUGACUGCAAUCUAAGUGCAUGUUAUUUAUAUAUAUAUAUUUGCUUACCAUAAUUGAUUUCUGUACUCAUUCUCCCUAAUGUCAACCCUAUGAUUCUGCUACUUCUGUGUUGUGACCGUCUCUAAUGGUUAGCCUGACAUGAUCACUGCCAAAGCAAAGAGUGCACCUGGCUCUUAGAACGUCAGGUCAUGUGCUGUGUCUGUGUUACCUCGACACCUGCACAGUCAACAUUUACCUGUGCGUGUGCCUGCUCUCGUGUCUGUGUGACCCCCUCAGUGUUUGCAUGCAUGUCUGCUAAAUAUUAAUGUGUGUGUUAUAAUGUGUAGAUAACUUCACGGACACUGCAGUGGGCGGCAGAAUCAACGGGGAACACAAGGAGAAGGACCUGGAGCCGUGGGAUGGAGGGCGGCAGCAGCACGUGGUCUCAGGCAGCCUGGAGUCUCUGGACACAGACGUGGUAUUGCUUUCAAUUUAGUGCUCUGCAUGGACUGUAUCUGCUGCUGUGGGUGAAGUUGCCCCUAGACGCUGAUCUGGGAAUCAAUUUGGUAUUUUACACACUAAUGGUUAAAGGGAUACUUUGGGAUUUUGGCAAUGAGGUCCUUUGUCUACUUCCCCAGAGUCAGAUGAACUCCUUAUGUCUGUGUCCAGUAUGAAGGAAAUUGGAGGUAGUUUUGCCAGCCAAUGCUAACUAGCGUUAGCGCAAUGACUGGAAGUCUAUGGUAGCAUCUGACUCUGGGGAAGUAGAUCAAUCCUGAAGUUUCCCUUUAAGGUUAGGAUUGAGGGAGGGGAAGCUGAUCCUAGAUCUGGAGCUAGGCGAAACUUCACCCGGAGCAUCUGCUGCUCUUCCACUCAGUUUAUAUAAUCUGACCAAAAGCCUCUGUCUCUCUGUCUCUCUGCCUCUCUCUCUGCCUCUCUCUCUGUCUCUCUGCCUCUCUCUCUGUCUCUCUGCCUCUCUCUCGCUCUCUGCCUCUCUCGCUCUCUGCCUCUCUCUCGCUCUCUGCCUCUCUGCCUCUCUCUCGCUCUCUGCCUCGCUCUCUGCCUCUCUGCCUCGCUCUCUGCCUCUCUCUCUCUCUCUCUCUCUCUCUCUCUCUCUGCCUCUCUCUCUCUCGCUCUGCCUCUCUCUCUCUUUCUUUCUCUCUAGUCAAAUGGCUGGGACCCGAGUGACAUGUUCAAGUACAACGAAGAGCAGUAUGGCAUCAAGUCGACCUACGACAGCAGCCUGUCCACCUACACGUAAGUAGCUCCCACCUCUCUUCCUACAGGCACGGCCAGGUUUAUCAAGGAGGAACUCUCCUCAUCCACUACCAAUGUGUAGCACCCACCUUGCUUUGGGGACAGGGAUGUGUGUGUGUGUCUAAGGUUUGCCCUAUGCUGUGCUCCACCAUGCAGGGUUGCCCUGGAGCGGGAUAACUCUGAGGAGUUUCUGAAGCGGGAGGCGCGGGCAGCCCAACUGGCGGAGGAGAUCGAGGCCAGCUCCACCUACAAGUCCCGCGUGGCCCUGGAGAAUGAGGAGCGCAGCGAGGAGGAGAAGUACACCGCUGUGGUGCGCGGAGAGAGGGAGCAGCACACACUCAACAGGUGGGUCUCUGAGGGGAUGAUUAGUUGAUGCUAGCGUCGAUAAAUCGAAUGUUCGUCUGUCACUCGCAUCCAUGUUCAGCUGCGACUCGCCUCUUUCAUCACGCAUGGCCAACAUACUGGCAUACUGCAGUGUCUUCAAGCUCUCGUUCAAUUGUGGACAUUGCAGAGGCAGGCUGUUUGCAGGAUUCCACCACCAAUUCAAACGUCUGGUUUGACAUUGUGGUAGUUGCAUUCGUAUUUAACUUGUUCUCCUGAUCUCUCCAUAGAGAAAACAAGUACAUUCCCCCGGGUCAGAGGAACAGAGAGGGGAUGUCUUGGGGAGCGGGUCGUCAGAACUCCCCCAGGUUGGCCCAGAGCAGCAGCGGGCCUCCCCGGCCAGGUCUCCACGACUACAGCCCCAGCUCUGGAGCCGACCAGCGGGUUGUCAACGGCGGUAAGGACCCCCGGCACCCUGGUUCAUCCUGGAGCAUGGAACAAUAUCAAAUCAAAUUGUAUUUGUCACAUGCCCUAUUCAUACGGGACUAGUAUUACUAGAGAACGUUGGUUAUGUAAUUAUUACCCCAGAAUGUCUGUUAUUCCAGAGAACGAUUCGUACGGGAUUAGUGUUUUCCAAACUGCCCGCUGUAAUUCUUAUGACUGAAGGCUGGAGUUUUUUUUUUUCUAGGCGUGAAGAUAUUUCAAGAAGUCCAGGCGACAACAGGCUACACUGAUAACUUGAGUUUGGUUUCUAAACCAUACUAAACGAUCUUUGGUAUAGUGUCACCAUAAUAUUUGAAUUGAGGAAGUGUGAUCAUAAGGAUUAGGAUAUUUCACGUCCUAAAUGACCCCAGCCUUCAGGUGGGAGCUAAACAAUGCACUUGCACUUGAGAUGCGUUUUAAGGCUAUGGAUGAGAAAGUGAACUUGUCAUUUCAAAACGUUUAGGUCCGUUGUAUGCUGCUUUGCCAUCUAUUAACAGCAAGGGUUGCAUUAAAUAGGCUAUAUGUUUUAUUACUGAUGCAUUUGGCCAAUAUUCAAUUCAUACACACAACAUAUAAAGAAAAGCAAUCACUGUGGAAGUUGAUAAAUGUAGGCCAUUCAUAUAUAUCUUAUGCGCAGCACUUAGUUCAAAUUAUCCAAUCAGUUAUUGUUUUCUUGCUCAAACCGCGAGCAACACCUGUCAAACUCUGACAUUUCUCUGAAAACACAGCGAUGUCGAUUCGCACGGGACUAGUAUUAUCAGAGGACCUUGGAGUUCGCCAAAAAACAGUAGGAUAUUCUGGCUGGAAUUGUUACUGUCCUGCCAUGUCAGAUUCGGACGGGACUAAAAUGACGGUGUUUUGUGCUUGUGCACAUAAUUCCAUUACCCAACUUCCCCCCAGUAAAACUAGGGCUUAACAGUGAAACGCUUACACUGCACAAUGACUGAAUGAGAAGGCACUAUUGUCAAACCCAGAGGAUGUCUCCGUGUCAGAUCACCCUAAAUGGGUUGUUACAGGCAUCCUGUAGAGAUCCGUUGUGUGGACAUCGCUUUGGCUGUUUUUUAUCCUGAAUUGACCCAAUCCCUAGUUUUGUUUUCAACCUCCUUCUUUUUAGUUAAGCUGUAUGCUCAUGGAGUAGGUUUGUAUUGUAACUUCUAACUGGUCUUUAGACUACAACUGUAGGAUCACCUGUAGGAUUUGUUAGUCUGACACAGAUUAAGGCUAUGCCUAGUCCUGGAUUAUCUCCAUGGAUUGUGUUUUUUAGUCCAGGCCAAUGUUUGAAACUGGCCGUAGUGAGUUUGGGCUUGAGUUUCAGACACUAGUACUCUGUAAGGAUCAUGUAAUCAUUCUCAUCCCCAAAACAUCAUUGCGUGUUUCUCUCUCUACAUUAACAAUUUGAAUGUCAAUUCAGUUUAAUUUCCUGAGUUGUCAUCUUGUUCUGCGUCUUAACUUUCUUUUACCCUUUUCAAGUUUAUUCUUCACUAUGCUGUUUAUAUCCCUCUCAAGCUGCUGACCCCCUCUCCUCCUCCUGCCUUUUCCUCGUGUACCCAUUCCUCCUCUUUACCCCUCUCACCUUAUUAUUAGUCCUCUUUCUGUCCUUGCUCCCUCUUGUUUCCCCUUAUUUCUCCUCCUCUGUUCAUUCUCAUUUGUCCUUAUCAGGUGCCACCUCCUGCCCAUCGCCCUCCUCCCGCUACCAGUCAGGCCCCUCCCCUCUCCCACCCAGGGCGGCCACGCCCACCCGGCCUCCCUCCAGACCCCCCUCGCGGCCCUCCCGGCCCCCGUCUCACCCCUCUGCUCACGGCUCUCCAGCUCCCAUCUCCACUAUGCCCAGUAGACGCAUGUCCUCCGAAGGUAGCUACCUCCCUCGUAACAAAGUGGUGAACACACAGAGCCAAGUGCACCGCUGGGCUCGCUGUGCUGCUGAUGUCUCACUAAUGUCCUGCUACAAGACGCUGCUUUUGAAUUGAGUAGCAGCUUUGGACUUUCUUCGUUGCCCUACCUCCACUUUCCUCCUCUCUCUCGCUCCUGCUCUCUCGAUCUCUCUCUUUUCUCCCCCCCCUCUCUCUCUCUCUCGCGCUCCUCAACUUGCACACAUUGCAUUGUGGUGUGUAUUGUGUGGUGUUGGUCACUCAUGGCAGUCACUCUCUCCAGUAACACUCCCAUGGUGUUGCAUUGUGGUGUGUAUUGUGUGGUGUUGGUCACUCAUGGCAGUCACUCUCUCCAGUAACACUCCCAUGGUGUUGCAUUGAAACCAGGAGGCACUGGUCAAAGGCUUGUCACAGACUUGAGUGCCUAUGUCCACUGGGUGCAUGGAUGUAUUGGUGAAGGAAAGAUGGUGUAUGUAUUCAUGCCGUUUUUCAUCGACAUUCCUCAAUCAUUUUGUAGUGUCUUCUGUGGUAAGUAGCUGUUAGUGCAGUCCACCUAGCAGCAUAUCGUUUGUGGUACUAGUGGCUGAUAACAGUCCCUACCUGGGCUCCUUCUAGAUAAAUGAUGUGAUGUCUCACAACCAUCUCUCUCCCUCCAGGCCCUCCCAGGAUGUCCCCAAAGACACAGCGUACCCCCCGCACCCACAGAGUUCCCCCCGGGAGUAGAGUUCCCCCGGGAGGUGACUUCAUGUCCCAUAAUGCUCCAGGAGAGGUACCGGUGCCCCCGGCUACCCGCAGCAGCUCAUCUGGUGGCACCUGGUCUUCGGUGGUCAGCGGAGGUAAGAAACUCCAAUCUGUCCUGCAGGACUGGGAUGGAAAUGACACCUGGCAAAAUUGCUUGGAUUGUUACUCAAAUAGCCACUGUGUGGUCGUAUUACAUAGACAGAUGGUAUGCCUAGGGUUGUGGUGGUCAUAAAAUUGUCAGCCGUUAAUUGUCACGCAAAUGACUGCCGGUCUCAAGGCAACAUGUUUAGCAUCUCAGGUUCCAUGCAUAAAAGCUGCUGAUGCGCGCCUUUGGAACAUCCACAUUUUAUAAAUCAAUUUAAUAUAGCCUACAUCGUCACAAUAACAUGAAUUAUUUAGUUGUGAUAGGCCUAUUAAACCUGGGAAUGUCUUUGAAAUCAAAACAUAAGGGUUGCAAGAUGAGACUCUGUUGAUGAUUUGGAAACAUACGCAAAAAAACGUCAUGCCCUCUCAUCCUUCCCUCGGAGAGACAAUUGCUUUGCUGAUCUGCUUGUGUGACUAGCAAGUUAGGGGAUAUCUAAUCAAUGGAAGAUGGCAUUAAAAUGACAGAAUUAAAAGUGAAAUGAGAAAGGCUACAAUGACUAAAAGCCAACAGGUAGGCUGCUAUUUAGGCUAUAAUCUGAAUGGAGUUGUGAUGUGUAGGCUAAAUGUAGGAUGGUGAGAAGCGAAGUAACGUUAUGGCUAGCCUCAAUUGGCCAAGUUGGCUAUCUUCUCUCGGUUUGAUGUUAUCGGAUUGGAUGAUAACUAGCAAGAAGUUAGUUUAGGGCGAGAUAACAGUAGUUACGGUCUCCCUCCGUGCCAGUCUCCUGAGUCCCGUGUCUUACUCGCACAUUCCCCCACACACCGCGCGGCAGGUAGCCUAGCUGUUAAGAGCGUUGGGCCAGUAACCGAAAGGUCGCUGGUUCGAAUCCUCGAGCCGGCAAGGUAGACAAAUCUGCCGUUCUGCCCUUGAGCAAGGCAAUUAACCCCCGACAACAACUGCUCCCCAGGCAUCGAUGAUGUCGAUUUAAAGGAAAGGUUCACCCAUUUUUUGAAUGUUAUUUUGUUUUUGUGCAUCUGAGUGAUGUUCUAUCGAUAUCCUGGGUCAUUUCAUGUUUUCAUGUGUAUCUGCGUUAUUGGGGUUCAAGCAGGCAGAAAUCCUGCCGGUUUGACGUAGCACCAGGAUAAAGUCGCUCUCACUACACUAGAAGUUAAUAGGAAUAUGACUUUUAGAUUGUGAAAACGUCUAUCAUGCAUGUCAGAUUUCAAUACGAUGUCAUAACUCUGAUGCCUUCUCUCGAGUGAGCCAUUGAUCAUAUUUUUUGCGAUAUUCCUACCUCGAGAAAUGUGUAAUUUAAUGGAGGGCAUUGCACAUUUUUCCUAUGUGUCUGCCUCUUUAGUCCAGGGUGCAUUGCAUGGUGCUGUUGCCAGAGAUAUUAUAGAAAGGAGAUAGGAAUCCAAUGAAGGAAUGUAUAACACCCACCCAGCAGACUGUCAACUAAUUGUGUUCACGUUGUCAUGCAGCGUCACGCGGUUGCUAAGCUAAUUGUCACGCAAUCCCUUAAUAUAAUAUAUAAUAUGCCAUUUAGCAGACGCUUUUAUCCAAAGCGACUUACAGUCCCUUCUCAAAGUCAGUGUAUAUGUCAAAGAACGUGCCUAUUUUCCUCGAAGGUACGUAAUUCACGAUUCCAAAGCUAUAUGAUACUACAGAUAGCACGAUAAUUAUCUCACAUCUUGUAAAAGAUUUGUAAUGUUGUACUUCUUGAUGAAAUUCGUGCUUAUGUUGGGUUUUUGAGCUAGCGCCCAAUAGACUCCCAUUCAUUCCUUGAAGGAGAAUGCUCCUUGCCCCUGAAUUGCCCAGAAUGCACUGCGCGGUCCAUUGAUGUAGCAUGGGCAACAUUUCCCCAUCUCCUCAAAAGUAUAUCUGCUAUUGCGAAUGUUAGACUCCACUCUGAGGCACAUUGAUCUGCAGGUUGAACAUGGUAAGAGUGCAGUUUGUUUAGGCAAUUUUAAAGCUAACUAGCUACGUUAUAUGCUGAUAUUGUCUUUGGUAUUAAUGUGUGUAGCUACGUUUGCUAGCUAGCUAGCCAGCCAGCCCAUAGAGAGAGCAAUGCAUUGUGGGAUUUUGUAGUUGACUUGAGCUGCAACAGAUUUCAACAAUGAUUUUCCAUGUUGCUACCAACCUUAUAACGCCAAAAUGAAAAAUGUGUUCACCAAAAAUAAAGGAAUUAGUGAUUUGGGGUGGAUUUUUCCUUUAAGGCAGCCCCUGCACCUCUGAUUCAGAGGGGUUGGGUUAAAUGCGUGAGACACAUUUCGGUUGAAUGCAUUCAGUUGUGCAACUGACUAGGUAUCCCCCUUUCCUUUCCUUAAUAUCCCUGUGCCUCACAUUUUAGAGCUGCGUUGAUGCUGCAGUCCUUUAAAGUGGUCUGCUGAUACUAGGGGGGCUCUCCCUGACCUUGCUCAAGGGCAGAACGGCAGAUCUUGCCGGCUCGGGGAUUCAAACCAGCGACCUUUCGCUUACUGGCCCAACACUCGCUCUGUGAUUUUCUCUUUGACUCUCCCUUUCUGUAAUGGUUCCGGUUUAAUAAAAUAGCAAAACAAUUGGCUUUUCUGCUGGUUCCCUCAUUCGCAUUGGACCGGUUGUCCUUUAGAUUCUUUCGGGCUUUAAAAAUGUAUUUAUGCAUAUUGGGUCCGGGGCUUUCUCGUGUCUAUUUCGGAACGGGAGCUCUAACUCCCAUCACAAUUGUCCUCAUCAUUCAGAUUAUUCAAAUUAAAUCAUGAAGUGUUAGAGGGGCAAUGGAGCGCUGAGUACAAGGCCAUUAGAGGGGUGGUAGGCUACCCAUCAGGGCCAUUCAUUUGCGCAGUUUUGGAUGGGAUUACCAUGACCAACGGUUACAGGGAAUUUGACUGCGGUUAUGACUGGUGACUGCCAGUGUGGUGGUAAUACAGUCACCGCGACAGCCCUAGGUAGACCAAAGACACAUUUCCAUUCUGUGUAAACUUAAUGGACAAUAGAAUGUUCUCAUCUUAGCUGUGAAGUCUAUGUAGUGUAAGAGAUGUAGCUCUUUGGGACUUGUGUAGGUUAACGGUGUUUGUUGCUCUCGUCUGUAGCACACAGACCUCGCUCCCCUCGGCAGAACAGCAUGGGCGGGGCCUCCCCUGGUCCCUCGCCCCAGACUGGGUCCGCUUCCGUGGAACCUGUUACCACGCCAAUGUCAGCUUCCUCACCCGCUGCUGCUAGCCCCGCCCCCAAUAUGGCUGCCACCUCAGUAGAGGGUAAGUCUGUUUGCCACCAACAUCCAUACUCCUAUUUUUUUUCUGGCUGUAUGCUCUGAAUCAGCGUCAAACUUAAGAAUCUGUCACUUUUUCAUAUUAAAAGCAGGCAAUAGAGCACCGUCUGAAACAAGGCACUUGACGAUACAAAUGACUUCUUUCCCCUUCUUUCUUCCCUUAAUAUAGUGAAAGAUUCUCGGAUCCAGGAGACGAGACAGAACUCUCCUACGGCCAACAAGGAGAACGUGAAACCCCUGGAGAGCCCCCCUAGUAUCAGCAGACCACUCUCUAAAGGUCUGCAGCAUGGAUGCAGCUCACAUUUUAGGCGGAUUCAAUUGUAUUGUCUCAAAUGCAACUACAUUUCUGUAUUGGUGAAAUUAUCGAUGUCUCUCACUCUCUCUCUGUAGGACCCCCCUCCAUGGCACCAGACCACAGAAAACAAAUAGACAACUUAAAGAAAUUUAGUGUAGAUUUUAGGGUAAGUUAGGUGUCCUCACUGUCAUGCAUUUAUGUAAGUCACAGAAAUUGUCAAAGUAUCUUCGUGUUAGUACAGCCAUCUAAAACUCUGUCAUCUCGUUCUCGCUCGGUCUCUCUCACAGUUGCAGUCCAGCUCUAACCCAGACCCACAGUUUCAGCAGAUGAUGACUAAGCCUCCGCGGGACGCAGGAGAGAAGUCCAAGGAGCUUCCUCUGGACAAGGGGUCGGAGGAGGGCCCAGUGGUCCCCGCCGGGGGCAACAAGCCAGACAGCCCUGGCACACCAUCCUCUACCCUCUGUCCCGCCCCGGAGCAGAACAGGGGGCCUGACGUGACCUCGCAGGGCGUCCAGACGUCUGCACCCACCUUCAGCGGAGGAGCCAAGCUUGAAGACAAGGAAGAGGAUGAUCCAGAGUGAGUGUCGUGGCCAUGCAUCGGUUCCAUUUGAGUUGGUGUUUGAGAGUGGGCCUUUUUGAGGGCAGUUACAAAUGAAGGAGUGCAGCUUUAAACAACAGCCGACCUGAGAAAAAUUGAUCAUCCUGGAACUCUAGCGUUGCAGAAUAAAUGAUUUUCUGUCUUAUGUUAAUGUGUUCUUUUUUUGCGCUCCGCAGUCAAAUCAGAAAGUCGACUCUCAAUCCUAAUGCCCACGAGUUCAAACCCAGGGUCUACACUCCUCAGGUCAGUUUGACUCCCCUCAUAGGCUACCUCAUCUGUUUCUGCUGUUUGACAUCUCUGCUUGAGACCAAUAUUCCUUUUGAAGACGUAAAGACUUUGUUUGUAAUUGAGAAGACCUUGUAAUAAAGUUUCUGUGUGUGGAUGUGCAGCCCAAGCCGGCCACCACCCCGACCCCCCCUCGGCCCCAAGGCCAGCCCAGCCCCUCCAUCAUGGUGCAGCAGCCUCAACAGGUCUACAGCCAGACGGUCUGCUUCCCCCAGAUGUACCCUCUGACCCCUGUCAGCCCUGGAGUCCAGGUGAGACCACACCCCUGCAUGCCCCCACAACUCUGGCAACUCAGAAGAAUAAUACUUGUGGAAGCUGAGACAUCCCCAUGAAAUUAUAUAAUUGGUGUAUGAUUGGCAUGCAGAGUUGCUAAGCAGCAUGGAAGAUGGUCCUAAACUAUUUAGUUGACCCUCCUUUCACCUCAUCCCUCACUUAUCUCCUGCGCUCUGUCUCUCUCUGUGUGUGUGGUACAACAAGAAGGAACACAGGGUUUUUUCUGCGUAGGAAAGCCUUGGGCGGGCUGACUAAGUGUUUUUUUUCGGGCCACUUAUGUCCAAACAGUGUAAAAAAAAUAAAAAAUACAGGAAAAUGUUUUCAAUGUAAACUUAAACAACUAAAACCAGAUAUAAAGUACAGUAUGUAGAAACAAUAAUGGACCUCCUAUAUAUAUUUAAAAAAUAAGUCUGACAGUCGGGGAGAAUCAAAUUCCCCAAAUGAUGCAUUCAGGAGUAUCUUUGUCAUGGCAUCGGGCCCACAUUGAUUUUGUUACGUUUGAGUCACUCAAAUACCAUAAGCCAUGGCAAGAUGUGUAGACUGCAGUAAAUUAGCUAUAUAACAGCUACAUUUUGUCAUUGCGGCCAAUGGGACCAGUGACACGCCCACGCCCACCACCUAAGCUCCAUUUUUGACCCAGAAAAAACCCUGGAAUGUAUCAUUCUCAACCAAAGGAAUCACCUUUUGGUCUUUUGCUUCACUACUAUCAGUGUUUUGUAGUUUGGGGGUAUUUGUGAUCCAUCUGUCCUUGGAUAUGCAGUUGUGGCAUGCACAUGUUAGAGGACCCCUCUUCUUACUAUGGCCUGACUGGUCACUGUUGCACCAUUCCACAGCUGUUUACUCACUGUCUAAAGUCACCUAGAGUAGCCUACUGCUGCUUUGUAUUGGUUUGUGACAUUUCGGGAGACUUCAGGUGGGUUUGAGUCGAGCUUGAAUUGAGUAUCUUCUCUUUAAACAUUUUUUUUUAAAUUACUUCGGUGUACAGUAGCAUUGUCUUGAUGCUAGUACUGUUUUGGUAUAGGCCAGUUGGGAGUAAUGUAGAACUCGGGAGUGAAUGCAGAUUGUGAGACUAGUGAAUCCGUUGUGAACGAUGUAAUUGUGUGAUGGAGAUCUCUGAAGUCUGUACUUGCGCAGUCUCCAAAAGCACAAUCUGCCAAAUAGUGAUUUAUUGUAAUAAAAUCUAUUUUGGUCUUGAAGUUGCUAUAGGAAGUUGUUGGUGAUCCAACAGUCACAUGAGAGAGAAACAUUUCUAGUUAAAGACUAAAGAAUGGUGGUUUUGUUUUUUUUCUCCUUUUCCUCUCUCCAUUAGAAAAGCGUUAUCUGGAAGGUUUGUGCAUUUCUUAAGCUUUCUACUCUUUUCUUCCCUUUGAUGUUCUGCUUGCUUGAAAUUGUCCCAUCAGAUGUUGGUUUGCCAAUUUCUUAUUGCAGUUGUUUCCAGUUGUCAUCAUGAACAGGACGAGACCUCAUCUUUGUUUUAACAGCUUUCUUAGCUUGCUUUUGUUCAUUUUUGCCAACUAAUGAAGGAUCUCCCUGCCCUAGUAUUUUUUACCUUGACAUAAGACUGUCUUCAUUCUUAGUUUACAAACUCUGAAGAAAUGUAGAGCAAUUCUUGUCUUUGUAUGUGAGCAAAUGUUGCUAUUUGAUUAGCCUGCAUUAAUAAUUUUCAGAUGAGUGUAGAAUACGAAGUGCAUGGUUCAUAGUCAUCCUGGUUAAUAGGGGGGGGGGGGGCUAUUUUUACAUUUUAGUCAUUUAGCAGAUGCUCUUAUCCAGAGCGACUUACAGUUAGUGAAUGCAUACAUUUUCAUACUGGCCCCCCGUGGGAAUCGAACCCACAACCCUGGCGUUGCAAGCGCCACCAACUGAGCUACAGGAGUCCUAUGUUGGAGCCCAGUGUGGACAGACAAGUGUAUGCAUGUGACCUCUGGUACGAGACCAGCCAACUUUCCUCUCUUCAAGUCCACAAGGCAUGCUGUGAACAAGGGGAGUGGAUGGAUGAGGGGGUAGAAGUUGAAAGGGUAGGGGUCAAGAGGGGCUGAGAAAUCAAUGGAAGGUAUUAUGUAUCAGUGAGUUAAACCUGGUGUUCUUCUGAUCUUCUCUGCCAGUCUCCAGCCAUGUACCACGUCCAGAUGCCUCAUAUGACGGUGAGCCAGUCCAAGCCCUACAGACCAGGUAAAGGUGAGACUGCUCACUGGCAAUGCUGUCUCUGUCCCAUGUCUUCCCAGUCUUCAUCAAUAGCACAGUACAGCAGCCAAACUAACAGCCAAAGCCUGCUUCUUGGUAGGAGUCAGACAUGCUGCCCGCACGCAUGGAGACAAAGCUGUCUGGCAAACUCAUAGUAAAGAGAAUAAGACCACCUCAUGACUUUGUGCAGUUAAUUUGUUUUGUAGUCGUAACAGCUGGCAUGCAUCGGGUGAUGGCAGUGCUUAAUGCGUAGAGCAUUUGAUGGCGUUGUCUAGUCUGCUGGAGAGCCAAACAGCAACUCUGACUUACAGUGCUGCUGUGCUUUUGGAAAUCAACAUUUCAUAAGGUGCAUGCCAUCAUAGAUGGAUUUAGCACUGUAGACAUUUUAUUUUAAAAGGCUGCCCACCCAGAUAUCUCUCCUGUUAUUCUGGAUCUUAUGUUCUGAACGGUUGUUGUUGUUGUAUGCCACUGGCUGCUGCAGUACCCAACAUGCCCCAGCAGAGGUCAGACCAGCAUCACCCCCAGGGCACGCCCACCAUGAUGCACCCGGCCGCAGGGCCGCCCAUCGUGGCCCAGAGCCCUGCCUACUCAGCCCAGUACUUCACCUGCAGCCCACAGCAGUUUACCAGCCAGCAACUGAUGCCCCACUACCAGUCACAGGUAACAAUCUGUCAAAAUAACAACUGUACUCACUUCUAUGGACCAUGGAAAGAAAACCCUAAAGCUUGGCAGGGCUUGUAGAAGGUAUUCCAAUACUACUCCAAUGAGCGCAUGAAUGCCUUAAAAUCACACAUACACACAAGUGCAGGCAGUGAGUGUUCCUUGUCCCCCAGGCCCAGCAUGUGUUCAGCCCGGUGAUCCAGGGUCAGACCAGGAUGAUGGCCCCUCCCACCCACGGCCAUCCUGGCCAGCUGGUCUCCUCCACCACCCAGUAUGGUGAACAGACUCACACCAUGUACGGUAAGAGACCCCCCUGUGUGUGUCACACUCGAUUGUCAGACCAUAUUUCUACUCUUCCCACUAUCUGGUUGUGUGUCUGUGCCUCAUCUCAGCACCCAUAACCACAUCAGCUACUCUAUUUUGGUUCUGGGACCGGUUGUAGAGAGAUCUGUAAUAGGUUUGCAUAGCCACUCUAAUUCCAUUUAAAAGCAUAAAUGAUGUGCAAUAAACGUUAGAUUAUUUUAUUUUGGCAAAGCAAACUGUUCUGUUGUCGGUCUCUGUAUAUUCUGUCUGGUUCAUGACAAUAACCCAGUCUUUGUUUUGGGGUUCCAGUGUCACAAGGCCCAAUGCCGCAGCAGUACGCCCACCCCAACGCCACCCUGCACCCCCAGCCCUCGGCCACCCCCACAGGCCAGUCCCAGCAGGGCGUGCAGCACAGUGGCAACCACCCGGCCCCCAGCCCGGUCCAGCAGCACCAGGCCCUGCACAUGGGCAACCAGCCCCAGCAGCAGAUGUACCAGGCCCUGGCCCCGACCCCACCCUCCAUGACCCCGGGGCCCAACCCCCAGUCCCCCCAGGGCAGCUUCCCCUCGGCCCAGCAGGCUGUCUACCUCCACCCCCAGCAGAUGCAGCACGGCUACAACCCCUCCCACAUGGCCCACAUGCAGCAGGUGAGCUCCACCUUCAGAAGCCCUUCCCUUCACCCUGAGUACAUACUAUAUGAGCAGGUUAGUGGUCCCAGGAACAAAAACACAAAUCACUUUAAUGGAAUCAGUCAGUAACAGCUGUAUGCAUCUCUUUCUACUAAUGUUCUUUCUUUCUUUCUCUGUCUUGGUCUCUUCCUCCUCAGGCCCAUAUCCAGUCUGGGAUGGUCCCCUCCCACCAUGGCAACCCUGGCCACCCUCAGAUGAUGCUUAUGGCCACCCAGCAGCAAGGUGGCCCCCAGCCCCAACUCCCCCAGAACGCCCUCAACCCCAUCCCAGUGUCCUCCACUACGCACUUCUCUUACUUGGCACACCCCCAAGGUACGUCCCUACGUCACCCCAUCCCUACAUGCCUCAGGGGCAGGACUCCUCCAAUCACCUGACCGAGGUCUUUACUGCUUGUUUAACUAAACAUUACAGUACAAGUCUUAAGUUGGGGCAAACGGGUUGUUCAUCGUAUCAAUGUUUGAUUCCAUUUUCCCAGCCUUGUUGCUAAUUAUCAAUUUGGCUUAAAACUGAAAUGAAUGAAUGUAAUAAGUGCUGACAUGCAACUGGAUGUAAUCAAACCACGACCGGCCAAUUUCAAUGAUUUGCUCCAUUUUGUGUUUUGUCCCUGCAGUGCAACAACACCAUCAACAGCAGCUGUAGAGGGUGCUGUGGAGAACAUGGACCCCUCUACCACCCUCGCUCUCUAAGAGUCUUCACACAAAGAGAAGAAGCCACACAGCUCUCAUCAUGCUACAUGUGCUUUCCUCUCCCAGUCAGAAAGUUCAACAGGUUGUUGCAGUGGACAGAGGUUUUAUUGGUUUAGAGUUCUGCUAAUAACAGAAAGGACUCCUCACACUUCCCCACACACACCUUAAACACACCUGCAGAGGGUCCCUAAGUGAAACUUGAUUCGGCUUGCCAAUUAAGAUUUGAGAACGUAAAAAAAGAACUGGAACUUGCAUUUUGUCUGCACCUUGAUAUGAAAAUUCUUCCAACUUGGACAGUAUUAACGUGACUGUUUAAUUGCUGCUACUAUUGCUGCGUUCAAGACUUCAGAACAGGUUCUAACUAAACUAAAACAAAUUAAAAUCUUCCUGUAAUUAAUAACAAGUUUGGCCUAAAGAACAGAAGUAUAAUUUAUGAAUUAAGAUGGCUAAGGUGAUCCCACUUCUCACCUGACCAUUAUGUAACUUAAGUUAAAAUACAUUUUACUUUGUAGAUAAUAUAAAUUAAAAAAAUUAGGAAAUAAAAGUUUUAAACUGGG
Molecule: messenger RNA, 22325 nt
Organism: Coregonus sp. 'balchen'
Lineage: Eukaryota; Metazoa; Chordata; Actinopteri; Salmoniformes; Salmonidae
Source: the annotation of a GenBank genome assembly